Molecule: messenger RNA, 330 nt
Organism: Cladocopium goreaui
Lineage: Eukaryota; Dinophyceae; Suessiales; Symbiodiniaceae
Source: the annotation of a GenBank genome assembly
AUGCAGCGCCAGGAUUUCUUUGACCACGAUGCUUUUCGCCCAGAGCAGGAGAAGGUGUUGAGGAGUGCCUUGAAUCGUCAGGAAUUGUCCUGGUGGUGGAGCCGACCAUUCCGGUCUUGCAGGACCAAGUCCAGAAAUUCAAUGCCAGGGCAGAGGAAUUUCAUCGCACACAUGGCGAUGAUGAAGAUGCACCAUUCCAAGCAUGUCUGUUGGGAUCUGCACAGAAAGAUGAGAAGAUCAUUGACCAGGCAGUGCGAGGGCAAUGCUGCUGCUCAGCACAAAAAAUGGCGACUGCAAGUUGGUGGAUGUUGGUGGCUUCAAAUGCAAUGA